Messenger RNA from Solanum stenotomum, 902 nucleotides. RefSeq names its product mediator of RNA polymerase II transcription subunit 15a-like. The coding region runs from base 31 to 702 and encodes 223 amino acids. The transcript has 3 exons. NCBI's taxonomy places the organism in Eukaryota, Viridiplantae, Streptophyta, Magnoliopsida, Solanales, Solanaceae. Gene Ontology annotation, molecular function: chromatin DNA binding; transcription coactivator activity. The record is from RefSeq and is a predicted model, not a curated record.
CACUUUUUGAUUCUACAAUUCUGACGGGAAAUGCAAAUGGGGUUGAUUGGCACUUGGCAGGAAGAGGUUUACCAGAAGAUCAAGUCUAUGAAGGAAAUGUAUUAUUCAAAGCUCUAUCAUCUAUACCAGAAAAUUGCUUAUGAACUGCAACAGAACUCUCUUCAUCAGCGUCGUACAAAUGAGCAAAUUGAAAAGCUCAAGAUGUGCAAGAUAACGUUGGAACGCAUUAUGCUUUACUUGCAGCUUAACAAGCAUUAUAUUCAACUUGCUCACAAGGAGAAACUGCUUUCAGUUGAGAAGCACAUAAAUUUCUUUCUUAGUCCCUAUAAGCCACCAAAGCCUACUUCUUCUCCAGUGCAGGAGCAACUUCCUCAGUCUUACAUGCAGCUUCAGCUACCACAAUCACUUGAUGGUCAAACUAAUGCAUCGAUGCAACCCGUACAGGCAAACCUCGGUACCCUACAGCAAAAUUCAAACGCCCUGCAACAGUCAUUUCCUAAGAAGCGCAAGCAGCAAACUGUUGCAGAACCAGCAAUUAAGAGAGCAGUCCCACCGUCGGUAGAUGCAGCAGCAACUUUUUUAAAGACAGAAGUUAAUGCGACAGCAGCAAGCAAAGCAACAGUAGACCAUGCUAUUGCCAACCCACCAGAUGUCACAGCUUCAACAGUCUUCGAUCCAGCUUCAGCAACCACAAUCCCUUGACGGUCGAAAUUAAUCCACAGAUGCAACAAAACAAUAUUAUUGACUUGCAACAUGAUUGUUUGGAUAAUUCAAUUGUUUAUGUUUUGUGCACUUGUUAACUCGUGCACUUGUUAACUCAUGCACCCUUCCCUAGAUUAGGUGAAGUAUUGCAAUUAUUAUGAUAAAUUACUUAAAUUUCAUGUGGGAACUCAGGAUAAAAU